Messenger RNA from Thermothielavioides terrestris NRRL 8126, 805 nucleotides. RefSeq lists its product as uncharacterized. The transcript has a single exon. NCBI's taxonomy places the organism in Eukaryota, Fungi, Ascomycota, Sordariomycetes, Sordariales, Chaetomiaceae. Bases 1 to 747 code for a protein of 248 amino acids. The record is from RefSeq and is a predicted model, not a curated record.
AUGUUCAACCCUAACAACGAACGCGGCACCCGCAACGCCAACACCGCCGGCACCACCACCGGCACCGCCGCAGCGGCCGCCAACCAGCCCCUCAGCUACGGACAAUCCGCGGCCUCAGGCCCGGCACCCACCACCGCCGGCCCGCACCGGCACGACAUCCUCAACAAGCUGGACCCGCGCGUCGACAGCACGCACGACCGGCAGCCGAUGGCACAGACAAGAAGCGGCGUCCCGGAGGGGACGUACGGCCCGCACCGGUCGCGGCUGGCCAACGCGCUGGACCCGCGGGUGGACUCGGACCUGGACAGCACGUGGGCCGGGGCCGGGAUGGGGGCGGGCGGCGGGCUCGGCGGCGGGGAGGCCGUGCCUGCUUCGGCGGCGGCAACUGGGGCUGGGGCGGGGGUGAUGGGCGGUGCGGCGGGCGCGGCCAGGGGCCGGGGUGUGCCAGUCGCGGAGCGGACGUACGGGCCGCACUCGUCGCGGCUGGCGAACGCGCUGGAUCCGCGGGUGGAUUCGGACCGGGACCGGCACGUCGGGCCGGGCGCGACGCAUGCGCCUGGCGCUGCCGCGGCGGGCACGGCCGGUGCUGGUUACGGCGCCGCCCGCACGAGUGCCGGGGCUGGUGGGGUGGCCGGGACGCAGACGGCGGGGCCGCACCGCUCGAAUCUGAUGAAUAAGCUGGACCCGAGAGUGGACAGCACGACGGGCGCCUGGAAGGGCGGUGCGGGCCCCGGGGGUGCGAUCUAAAGGUGUGGCAGGAUCAAGGAGGGGAGUGAGGAUGGUGGGAGAGUGGGGAGGACGGGAA